GAGGAGAAAGGGGGAAAGCGCAGGCAGCAGCAGCGGCAGCGGCGGCGGCAGCACCAGCAGCGAGGAGAGGAGAGGGGGGAGUGAUGAGUCAAUACAACUAAUAAUUUAAUGGGGACAGAGAGGGAGAGACGGAGUGAGAGGGGGAGAGACAGAGAGGGAGAUAGAAAGAAAGAGGAGCUCCGUCCGGACGCCAAUCCCCAACCAACAGGACACCUCCUACUAUUACUAUCGCAGGCAGCUCUCUUAUGCAUCCACAGCAAGCCUUAUUUAUCCGCGACGUCGGAAAGUAAACCGCACUUUUUGACCCCCCUCUCCUUGUUUUAUUUUGCGAACCUGUUCCGACUGUCCGCAUAUCGCCUCCACAUCGCCUCCAUAGCGGUUAUUAUUGUUAUUAUUUCUUCUUCAGUCUGCCGGUAGCUAAGCCGACGUUGAGCUAUUCUUGUUCAUCCACAACGAGGGUUUUAUUGGGUCUCGGCGGCGCUUGUUUUUACCACAACUGUGUCCGAGGUGCUGAGCUUCAAUGCUGGCGGCUGCUAACUGAACUGUACCUCCGCCUGCUCGCCGAUUCGGAUGUUGUGCUGCGAACUAAAGCCGAAGUCGCCUUCACUUGUAACCGAUGGACGCGGCUAACCGCUCACUUUAAGCUAAAUGUCGCCGGUUUGGACGGUUUCCCCCCCUCCGGUUGGACGGAAUUAGCUAGAGCUACACACACAGACACACAACCCGCUUACCAAUGUUCGCCUAUCGCGGUCCAUCUCGACCUCGUCGUCCCUUCCACAGACCCGGCUUGUUGUUUUUUCGCACCGCCUGCCAGUCUAAGAAGAGCAGGAGAAAGCGUCUUUUAAAAUUUUGAUAACCUUUCGCUGUCAUGCAAACGUAGAGAGACAACAAGAGAGGAACCGGGAGUUGCUUUUUUUUCUUUUCUUUUCUACCCUGGCCAAACUUGAAGAAGACGCGUUUUCCAGGCGGUGUUUUAUGCUCUCCAGUGCUGAAGUGCUGCGUCUCAGGUGAUAGUGAGCAGAGGUGCUGAGAAUGAUGGAACAUCUCAGCGAGACGUGUUUGGGCAAGGAGAACUCUGAGCUGGUCAACAGCAUGGCAGACGCCAAAGCCCCACCGGCCAAGCUGCCACGGCUGGAGCAGAACGGCAGCCCCCUGGGCCGGGCCAGGCUGGGCAGCACCGGGGCCAAACUAGCCGGGGUCCCGUACAAGCCCACCAGCCACCUGCUGAAGACCUGCCACAAGAGAGGCAACAUGCUGCCCGUGUUCUGUGUCGUCGAGCACUACGAGAAUCCCAUGGAUUUUGACAGCAAGGAGGAGCACGCCGAAUUUGUCCUGGUGCGUAAGGACAUGCUCUUCAAUCAGCUCAUCGAGAUGGCCCUGCUGUCACUGGGCUACUCCCACAGCUCGGCAGCCCAGGCCAAAGGUAUGAUUCAGGUGGGGAAGUGGAACCCCGUCCCUCUGUCAUAUGUGACAGAUGCUCCGGACGCCACAGUGGCCGACAUGCUGCAGGAUGUCUACCACGUGGUCACGCUUAAGAUCCAGCUGCACAGUUGUCCUAAGCUGGAGGACCUGCCGCCCGAGCAAUGGAGCCACUCUACAGUAAGAAACGCCCUCAAGGAGUUACUCAAAGACAUGAAUCAGAGCUCUCUGGCUAAAGAAUGUCCUUUAUCACAGAGUAUGAUUUCCUCCAUUGUGAACAGCACUUACUAUGCAAAUGUGUCGGCGGCGAAGUGUCAGGAAUUUGGGCGCUGGUAUAAACAUUUCAAGAAGACAAAAGAUAUGAUGGGCAUGCGCCAACCCUCCCAGCUGGAGGGCUACCUGGGGACGUGUGUCCUCCGUGAGAGCCCGCGUGCCAAUGCACUAGCGGAAAUGGAUGGCCUGUCUGACCUCUCCCCACCCGGUUCGAACCACAACCACAACCACCUGGGUUUCUCCCAGCAGCAGCAGCCGAUCCCUGGCAGCACAGCAGAGCAGACUCCUUCCUCACCGGUGCCACCGCUGCCUCAUGCUCCACCACCACACAGUGGCCAAACAGGUGGCCGGCAGCCCCAGCUCCCCGGUCUGCACCACCCGGGCUUGGUGUCCACGCCCAUCAGCCCCCAGCUGGUCAACCAGCAGCUUGUGAUGGCACAGAUCCUCAACCAGCAAUAUGCAGUGAACCGGCUUCUGGCGCAGCAGUCCCUGUCGCAGCAGUACCUCAACCACCCACCUGUCAACCGCAGCUCCCACAGCAAACCCCUGGAGCCACAGGUGGCAUCAAACACAGAGGUUUCGUCUGAGAUUUACCAAUGGGUGCGGGACGAGCUCAAGCGGGCCGGAAUCUCGCAGGCUGUCUUCGCUCGUGUGGCCUUCAACAGAACCCAGGGCUUACUGUCUGAGAUUCUCCGUAAGGAGGAAGACCCCAAGACAGCGUCCCAGUCGCUGCUGGUCAACCUGCGUGCCAUGCAGAACUUCCUGCAGCUGCCAGAAGCCGAGCGUGACCGCAUCUAUCAGGAGGAGAGGGAGCGCAGCCUCACGGCAGCCUCUGCAAUGGGCUCUGCUCCACUCAUCAGCACCCCACCCAGUCGACCUGUACAGCCCCGAAGGGAAGACUGUAACAGCGUUCGGCCUGAGGAUUGGAAUCCCCGAAUCCCCGUGGGCAUUUCACCUGUUAAACCAUCCCCUCUGCCCAGCGAGUGGAACGGCAAGACAGAGAGCUGCAUCCUCAAUAUCAACUCCACCAUCUAUGAUGAGAUCCAGCAGGAGAUGAAGAGGGCCAAAGUUUCCCAAGCCCUGUUCGCCAAGGUGGCUGCCUCCAAGAGCCAGGGCUGGCUCUGUGAGCUGUUGCGUUGGAAGGAGGAUCCGUCUCCAGAGAACCGGACACUCUGGGAGAACCUCUCCAUGAUACGACGCUUCCUGAGCCUCUCUCAGAUCGAACGCGACGCCAUCUACGAGCAGGAGAGCAGCGCUGGCCAGCAGCAUCACAACGAGAGGCCGUCGCACUUGAUCCAUGUUUCCGCUGAUCAGCUACAGGCUCAGCCGCCUCAGCCACAGCAGCAGCACCACCAGCCCUCCCUGUCCCUGCACCCCUCCCAGCCCCUUCUAUCCCAGCAGCCCUUGCCGCAGCAGCAACCCAACACCGGCCCCCGGUUGCCACCUCGCCAGCCCUCCACUGCCUCUCCAGCUGAGACGGAGGACGAGGGCAGCCGUGGAGGGAGCGUCAAGUCCCGCACCGGCGGAGGGAAGAUCUCUCUGGAGGCUCUGGGCAUCCUGCAGAGCUUCAUCCAGGAUGUGGGUCUUUACCCCGACGAGGAGGCCAUCCACACGCUGUCGGCCCAGCUGGACCUGCCCAAGCUCACCAUCAUCAAGUUCUUCCAGAACCAGCGCUUUUACGUCAAUCACCCAGCCAAGGCGCCCAAGGAGCCCAGCAACAACAACAACAACAACAGCACGGCAGCCACCACCAACACCAACACCAGCAGCAGCAGCAGCAGCAGCAGCCCGGCGUUCGAGGAGGAGCUGACGGACUUCAGGGAGAGCGGAGAGCUGCUGAAGGAGCUGGACGAGAGCACGCAGACCAACAGCACCAUCUUCUCCAUCAAGAUCGAGGAGCAGCUGGGCCGAGGCGCCGAGGCCCAGUUAGAGUCAGAGCACGAGGCCAAGGAGUAAGACUCCCCCCGACUGAAUCAGAGUUUUCUUGUGCACACACAGACUGAUGACUGUGCUAAAUGUAACACUCUGGCCGACACAGAACCACCACACUGCAAAUACAGAACAGUAGUGUUUUCAAUCAGUACAGUGUCUGGACUGUAUGAGGAGUGUUUAUAUAUAUAUAUCAGACUUACAGGCUAUGUGAAGUGAGUGUUCACACACUGGAAAGCCCAUUUGAGACUCAGUAAUACAACAAGUACUACUUUUUGGAUUUUGUAAAACUUGUAUUAUUUACUGUAAAGACUGAUGCAUCAUUUAAAUAAUCUGCACAAAAAAUUAUUCUAAGUAUGUUGCCGUGGAUAUUUGCUGACUGCACUCUAUGUCUGUUGUUUUACACUGACUUACUUUAUCUUUUUGAGCUACUGAUUAUAUUCAAAAAGAAAAAAGUUCCCCUGGAGUUUGCUAGGACUUUGAUAGGUGUUUACGUAUGUGAUGUUAAACUGGAUUUUUUUUAAAAAAUAGCAAAUUAAAUCAAGGACCAAGUGGUUGACAAGGCCUUAAUUAUGAGGUAUCAAGUCUGGAGCCUGCUGGCAGAUUAGUUAUUCUUUUAAAAAGCGCAUAAUGUGAUUAUGGAUCACUCCAAACUCUGGAACGCGAUCACCCAGCCCAGGUGCAUCUCUGAGAAUAGCUCAGUCUUUACAUAUUAUUUGUUAGGGAAGAAAUAUAAAUAUAUAUAUAUAGACAUUAUAUUGUAACUGUAAAAAAAGAACACAGUCUUAAAGAAACUAUGCCAACAAAUGCCUUGUACUAUACGGCACUGCCGAUGUUAGAUUAUUUUGCAAAACCUUUGUCACUGUAACUUUCUGAAUUGCCACACAGUUAGAAAUGUGAAUUACACAAUGUUUAUGUUGUCCGACAUUAUUUAUUUGCAGUUCAUGCAGUGUUUCUGAUGUAAUUACUUUUUUUUAAAAAAAAGUUUAUGUUCCGUAGCGCUUUUUAUUUUUAAUUUCCACCAACCUUUUUUCUAUUUAUAAAUGUAAUUUCGAUGGGCAGUAAAAACAAAAAGUGUCUUAAACGUUUUAAAUGGAGAAAUGUGCUUUAAAGGUUGCCUAUAAAAAGUGCUGUAUGUCGAGCAACUCAUGCUACAAGCUUCACAAUUAAUGUUGUAUGCAAUUUUUACUAUCAUGCAAAUAAGCUUAGGUAAAAUGACUAACCUAUAGAACACCUUAGAAAGAAAAACAUAUGCAAUCUGUGUGAAAAUCGAUGUCUGCGAUGUGUCUUCCUUUGGUUAACAAUCCAAUUCAAAAAGCUACUCCUGUAUAAAUAUUCUGUAUAAAAGUGUUUCUUUUUUAUGAGUUGAUUUCAAUGAGAACACCAGUUAUUUUGUUACGACUGACUGUUUUAUAAGUGUUUCUCGGUUCCUUUCUGCAGAAAUGUUCUAACUAGAAGUGGUUAUUGAUUGUUAAUUACACAAUUAAACUGUUUGUAUUGUA
Messenger RNA from Amphiprion ocellaris (clown anemonefish), 5123 nucleotides. It is a transcript of the gene satb1b, whose product is annotated as DNA-binding protein SATB1. Gene Ontology annotation, molecular function: RNA polymerase II cis-regulatory region sequence-specific DNA binding; DNA-binding transcription factor activity, RNA polymerase II-specific. NCBI's taxonomy places the organism in Eukaryota, Metazoa, Chordata, Actinopteri, Pomacentridae. The transcript has 13 exons. Bases 1033 to 3648 code for a protein of 871 amino acids. Gene Ontology annotation, biological process: regulation of transcription by RNA polymerase II; chromatin remodeling. The record is from RefSeq and is a predicted model, not a curated record.